Messenger RNA from Nezara viridula (southern green stink bug), 6904 nucleotides. Lineage: Eukaryota; Metazoa; Arthropoda; Insecta; Hemiptera; Pentatomidae. The record is from the annotation of a GenBank genome assembly.
CGCAGUUUUGGGAGGUAACAUUCAAAAGUCAAAUUUAUUGGACCCAAUAAUUUUUAAUGAAAAUUAGUUAAAUGAUUGCUAUUAUGCUGUUUAAAAUAAUAAUUAAUGAGGUAUUUAACUUCAGUCUAAACAGACAUUUCAAUUAAAAACUAGUUGGGUAUGCAUUUUCUGUUACUAUGUCUGACGUUUCUUUGACAUUUGAAGAAAAAUUGGAUUUAAGAUCUUGGGGUUUGCCUGAACAUAUUCUUGAGAAAUAUUUGUUAAAGGGUGUCAAAAAGAUGUUUCCCUGGCAAGUUGAAUGUCUUAUGUCUGGAAAUGUAUUAUUAGGUGGAAAUCUUAUUUAUUCUGCACCUACUUCUGCUGGUAAAACAUUAGUAGCUGAAAUCCUCGCAAUUAAAACAGUUUUAGAAAGAAGGAAAAAGGUAAUAGUAAUAUUGCCCUUUGUAUCAGUCGUGAGAGAGAAAAUGAUCUAUUUCCAGGAAAUAUUUUCAGGAAGUGGUAUUAGGGUUGAAGGAUUCAUGGGAUCUUAUAACCCUCCUGGAGGUUUCCGAUCUGUGCACUUGGCAAUUUGUACCAUUGAAAAAGCCAACAAUUUAAUUAAUAGGCUUUUAGAAGAAAGAAAUUUAGGUGAUAUAGGUACAGUGAUCGUAGACGAACUCCAUUUACUCGGUGAUCCACAUAGAGGAUAUCUUUUAGAGUUAUUAUUGACAAAAUUGAAAUUCAUUUGUCAAAAGGGUUUAUCAGCUAACAUACAGAUUAUCGGUAUGUCUGCUACACUUCCUAAUCUAGAUGUACUCGCAUCUUGGUUGAACGCAACUUUGUAUCAUACUGACUUUCGACCAAUACCACUUUGUGAAUACCUUAAAGUUGGAAGGAGUAUUUAUAAAUUUCCUGAUUUGAAUCAAAGCAUUGAAAUCAAGCCAGAAGUUGAUAUUCAGAAUGAUCCAGGAGAUGUUGUAUACCUUUCUUUGGAUACCAUUGUAAAAGGUUACUCUCUUCUUAUAUUUUGUCCUACUAAAAAUUGGUGUGAGACUCUGGCUGUUCAGAUAUCAUCAGAAAUUAAGAGGAUAGGUAGUGAUAAGAACAGCAUUGGAACUUCACUUAGGAAUGAACUUAACUCUGGUGGCAUAUCUGAUAUUUUAGAACAACUCAAAAAAUGUCCUGCUGGACUUGAGAAAAAUCUUGGUCAAAGUAUUUCUUUUGGUGUCGCCUAUCAUCAUGCUGGCUUGACGUUAGAAGAACGGGAUAUUGUUGAAGGUGGAUUUAAACAGAAUCUCAUUCGAGUCUUAGUAUCAACCUCCACUCUUUCAUCAGGUGUGAACUUGCCAGCUCGAAGAGUUAUAAUUAGGUCACCUGGUUUUCAAGGGCAAUGUAUGGACAUUUUAACUUAUAAGCAAAUGGUUGGACGUGCUGGACGUAUGGGUAAAGACACAGCUGGUGAGAGUUAUAUAAUCUGUACUGAAUCAGACAAAGCUUGGGGUAAACAGUUACUAACCUCACAACUUCCUCCUGUCGAAAGCUGUCUAGGAAAAGGAAACUUGUCAAAUAGUCUGAAGAGAGCGCUGUUAGAGGUUACUGCCUGCGGUAUGGUUUCAUCUGUAACUGAAAUCCAAGAAUAUACAAAGUGCACUCUUUUGGCAGCGAGUGCGUCAGAAGAGAAAAUUUCAAAAGCUAUUAAUUCUUGUACGACUUACUUACAAGAAAAUGAAUUCAUUAAAUUAAACCUUGAUGGAAAUAUAUUACCAUCAUCUUUAGCCGAGGCAUGCCUGGGUGCAUCAGUUCCUCCGGAUCAGGCGCUGUAUUUGCUAAGAGAGUUGCAUAAAGCAAGGCAAUGUUUUGUGUUGGAUUCGGAUCUUCAUGCUAUCUACCAAGUGACGCCUUAUUCCAUUUGUGACUAUUGGGCAGUUGACUGGAUGCGAUUUUUCACUAUUUGGGAAAAUUUACCUCCUAAUCUUCAAAAAAUUGGAGAACUCAUCGGGAUUGAAGACAGAUUUUUAAUUAAAGCUAUGAGGGGAACAAUUAACCUAAAUGCUGACGAGUUUGUUCAAAAAGUUUCUAUUCACAAAAGAUUUUAUACAGCCCUUGCCCUACAAGAUCUCAUCAAUGAAGUUCCGCUUAAUCAAGUAGCAUCGAAGUAUGACUGCAAUAAGGGUAUGCUACAGUCUCUGCAGCAGUCAGCCUCUACUUUUGCUGCUAUGGUUACUAGCUUUUGUAGAAGACUAGGCUGGGGAGGGCUUGAAGUACUCCUGGCCGAAUUAUCUUCCCGAAUCCAGUUUGGCGUCCAGAAGGAAUUGCUGGAUCUCUUAAGAUUAGACUGUAUGACGGCUUUAAUGGCCCGAGCUCUAUUUAAUGCUUCAAUAAUGUCUGUAACUGAACUGGCUUCUUCCUCACCAUCAUCUAUUCUGGCGGCGAUUCGCAAAGCGAAACCGUUCCAGAGUGAAAUAAUUGGUAACAGAGAAGAGAAAAAGAAUAUUUAUGUGCCUGGAAGAGCUGGUCUUUCCGAGGCGCAAGCUGCAGACCUUCUAAUUCAUGAAGCUAGAAGAUUUCUAUUAAAAGAAAUGGGUGUUAAAGCAGCAGAAUGGGAGGCAAGUAAUGCGGAUUCGGUGAGUAAUUCAGUUUACGAACGCUCUACAAUUUUCGAUAGUGAACCACAAAAUAAUACAAAUUCUAAAAAUAUUCAUCCUGAAGAAGAUAAUCAUAGCAUUUUAAAUGAAAAUCAAUCAACGAAAGUCGACAAUGAUCAAAUCAACAUUAUGGAAAUUUCAAAUGAUAAACAGUCUCCUAUUGUAUCAAGAAACAUUGAUGUAAUGUUUAGAGAGGUUUUUGCAAUUGAAAAACCAGAAGCAUCUGUUAUUGUUGAUGUGCCAAAACUUGAUGAAGUACAAAAGCCUGAAUUAGUAAAACCAAAUAAUGUUACAUUUAUAAAAAAAAAUGUUUCUCCCUUUUUAGGAAUUAAUGGAGAAAAUUCAAAAAGUAAUAUUAAUUCCAGUUUAAAUCUCCAAAAGCUUAAUGAAAGUUUCAAAUUAGAAAGAGAAGUAAAAGAACUAACUGAAUUAAAUGAUACAGAAUUAAUUAACUCAGAAUUUGUAAGUAGAAUUACCGAAAGUAAUGCUAACAAAACUAAAUAUUCUCACAGAAUCGAUAAUAAUAUAGCAGGCAAUAUACAACAACCUAAAAACCAAUGUGAAAAUUUUCCUCUUAAUUUUUCUGACAACAGUAAGUUCCCUUUUUUUGAUAUUUUAGAAGUCGAAAAAAGAUUCUGUCAAGAAGAAACAGAAAAGAUACCAGAAAAUUAUUCCAAUAAGAAUCAAGAAUUCAAAGAACGUACAAUUAUACAUAAAGUUACUAAUGCAACAGUGCCUAUAAACAAUUCAAUGAGUUUUUUUCAUUUUUCUCAUUCUCCCAAACCCAUCUUUCAAAGUCCUAUUCAAAAUGAUAAUGAUUUCGUUAAAAUUAAUUCUGGUAAACUAAAGGAUCAAAACAUAAAUGUGAAUUGUAGCACUCCGGUUUCUAAUCAUAGCCAUGACGGCGCCAAUCUUAGUAACAACGAUAUGUUUUCUGAAUCACCGCUGAUGCAUUGUUCUAGUAUCAGACAAGGAAUAGAUAGCAUGAAAAAUCAAACACUCGAAGAAUUUGAUAUUAACUGGGGAGGUGACAGUCUUUUAGAAUUUUCACAAAUAGAAACAAAAAAUUUCGGAAAUAAUCCUAAAGAAAAUACUUUAAAACGUAAACUAUCAGAUACUUCAGAAGAAUUCAACUAUUCAAGAAAAAAAAUGUGUUUGCUGCAAGAAAAAGAAAAAUUUAAUUAUUCCAAAAAAACAUUUCUUCCUGAAGUCAAAGAAAAAUGUAUUGUUAAAGAAUCUGUGAGCAAAUCAUAUUUUCACGAUAGUAUGCCAUUUAAUUCUCAUUUAGAAAAUCUUAUUUCUGAGAAUGAAAAAAUUAUCAAACCAUCGUCAUCUCGGAAUAUUUUUGCGAGAAAUAAAAGUGAAUUAUCUUUUAAAUUGGAAUCGCCGAAUAUUGACUAUCUGAAAAUGAAAUAUCGUCCUAAGUCGGAAGGAAAUAUCUCUUCAAAAACUAUUAUUGAAAUGAAAGACAAAAGUUUGAAGGAAACACCAAUGUAUAAUACUUUUAACACAACAUUUAAAUUCAAAUUAUCUGAAAUGUUAAAUGAUUCGCUGAAGGAAGAAUUUAACAUAAAUGAUAUGAAUUCAGAUAAUGAUAACUUUGACAAGUUGGAUUUGAGUAUUUCUGAUUCAGAAGAUUUCAUCACUGGAUCACCUGAGCAGCUCAAAAAACAUAAGACUGAUUUCAGUCUCAAGAGUUCUGCCGGAAGUACUAAUGUUCUUGGUCGAUUUAGUUCUCCGAUUAAAGUUACACCUAAAUCAAGUCCAGCUAAGCAUGAUUCCCCUGGUAAAUAUCCUCCGAUAGGAGAAGACAUUAUCAAACUCACAAAGUCUCCAGCUAGUAAAAAAAGUUUUAUUAAAAAUAAGUCAACAAGUCCUUCCCGAAAGUAUGAACACAGGAAUGCAAGAUGCCUGAUGUCGGAAUUUAUUAAAAAAUACGAUGAUGUAUCACUUAUUAAAGUUGAUGAAAGUGUUACCAAUCCCAAUAUUAUUAUUGCAAAUAUAUUAAAUUCCAAAGAAGUGAGUUUUUUCAUUGAAAUAAAAGAUAUCAGUGAAUCCGAAAUUCAGAAAAAUAAAAUAGGUAAUAAAAUACUAAAGUGCAUUAAUAAUCAAGAAAAAAUACAGUACAAAUGUUGUUCGGGAGAUGUGGCCAUCGUCAGAAUUAGUUUUUUUAAUGGAAAAACUGUAUAUAAUUUGGAUAUGACUCUUGGAGGGGAAAAAAUGAAUUUAAUAUUGAGAGAGGUUUUCAGUAAUAAAGAUCUAAAACUUUGUGGUAUAGAUACUAAAAACAAAUUCCGAGUACUAUAUAAGUGUUGUAAUAUUGGAGUAGAGUGUGAAGUCUUUGAUGUAGGGGUUGCUGAAUGGCUUUUGGAUCCAGGAGAAAAAUAUAAGUCAUUAAAAGAGUUAGCCAAAGACUUGCUUGGAAAAUCUAAUCCUAUAGAUGGUGAAUUAGAUGAUAAAAUUAUACAAGAAUUGAUUAUAUUAAAAGAACUUCAAGUUGAAUUAGUUAAAAGAUUGAAGGAGCAUGAUCUUGAAAAAACAUUUUUUGAUGUUGAAAUUCCUAUUCAGAAAUGCAUUCUUUCAAUGGAACUUACUGGCAUUGGAUUUGAUCAGAAAGUAGUUAAUAAUUUGUGGUCUUUAUCGACAGAACUGAUGGGAACGCUGGAAAUAGCUGCAUAUACUUUAGCUAAACAAAAGUUCUCUUUGAAUUCUAAUGUUGAAUUUUCUAAGGUCAAACGAAAACUGAAAAUAUUACCUGAACAAGAAAAUAAUAAUUCAUUUAUAGAAAUAGUUCGUAAUUGGAGAAAACUACAUUCAUUAAAAACAAAGAAUCUGAGCCAGUUGCUUCUAGAAACGAAGGCCCGAUGUUAUUGCCGUAGUUCUACUAAAACAGUUACCGGAAGAAUAAUCUUAUACGAUCCGGACCUUCAGCAUAUUCCAAGAGAUUUUACUGUCAACGAAAAUCUUUUGAGCCUCAGGUCAGCCUUUAUUGCGAUGCCAGGUAACGUGUUAGUGUCUGCUGAUUACGGUCAGCUGGAAUUGAGGAUCUUAGCUCACUUCUCGCAGGACCCAGUGCUGAUUCCAUUAUUUAAACAAGAUGAUGAUGUAUUCAAGAUUAUUGCUGCUGAAUGGAAUAAUAUCUCUAAAGAAAUGGUAACCGAAGAAAUGAGGCAUCAAGUAAAACAAAUCUGCUAUGGAAUAAUUUAUGGAAUGGGUGACAAAACUUUAGGAGAAGCAUUGGGAAAGACCGCAGCAGAAUCCUCAAUGCUUUCCGCUCAGUUUAAGAGAACUUUUCCUAAAAUCAAUGAUUUUAUUAAUAAAACAAUUACGGAUUGUCGGCAGACGGGAAAGAUAAAAACUCUUGGAGGAAGGGUUCGAUAUCUUCCUGAAAUAAACAGCAAUAUAGCUCAAUCCAGAGCCCAAGCAGAAAGGCAAGCUGUUAAUUCUAAGAUACAAGGUUCUGCUGCCGAUAUAGCAAAAAAAGCAAUGGUGAACAUUGAAGAACGACUUAAUAACAAGUUUUCUCAACGCAAAUCUCUACCUACUGCCGAUCAUACUUCUCAUCUCAUCCUGCAGCUUCAUGAUGAACUUAUGUUUGAGGUAAAUGAAACCGUGAAAGACUCUUUUAUAGGUAUUUUAAAGGAUGCUAUGGAGAAAGCUGCUGUACUUUCCGUUCCGUUACCUGUUGUUGUUAAAGUUGGCAAAAAAUGGGGCAACUUAAAAAAAAUAUAAUUAGAUAUGAAGCAAUACGCUCAAUAACUAGGUUUUAAUUUUUUAUUGUGAUACAUACCCAAAGAUGAAUAAAGUUUAUUUUAUUGUUAAUAACUGUAAAUAUAAAAAAAAAAAAAACAAUUUAUUAAUACUUUUUUAAUACUGGUAACUUUUCAGUCAUAGGUUAGUUUUAAAUCAUCAAAUUUUAGUCAUUUAGUGUAUAUUUAAUGCUCAGAAUUAUCAUCGAGAAUCAUUUUGUUCCUACAUUUUAUUUUAUUAAUGUGAAUACUAUAUUACAUUAUAUUUAUUUUUUAUGGAAUAUUUUUUUAUUGUUACUUUUUUUAACAUUAUUAUUAUCGCUGUAUUUUAUGUUUGAUUUCUUCUUGUUGAUGUUAUUAUUAUUUUUUAUUUUAUGAUUAUUUUAUAAAAUAUAUAAAUUUUUAUUUGAUAUUUUCUUUAUUGUUGGCUUUUAGGUAAAAGUCGCUCGGUCAUGAUUUUUAAAUUUAGAAUUACUGAAAAUCAAUGUCAAGAAGGGUUGUUUUUUUUUUUCGGAGAAAAAUUGGAUUAAU